Messenger RNA from Colius striatus (speckled mousebird), 4826 nucleotides. It is a transcript of the gene BACH2, whose product is annotated as BTB domain and CNC homolog 2. The transcript has 9 exons. Gene Ontology annotation, molecular function: RNA polymerase II cis-regulatory region sequence-specific DNA binding; DNA-binding transcription factor activity, RNA polymerase II-specific; protein binding. Bases 931 to 3462 code for a protein of 843 amino acids. The record is from RefSeq and is a predicted model, not a curated record. Lineage: Eukaryota; Metazoa; Chordata; Aves; Coliiformes; Coliidae. Gene Ontology annotation, biological process: regulation of transcription by RNA polymerase II.
CGGGGCAACAGCGGCCGCGGUAGCAGCGCGGUGCCGCCGUCGCUCCUUUCCGCCGGGCUGCCAGCGCCGCCGGCCCGGGGUGCCGCUCCGACAGCCACACACCGCCGUGCUGCCGCUGCCCCCCCCUCCCCCUCCUCCCUCCGCUGCGGCUUUCUCUCCUCCUCCGGCCCCCCUGCCAGCCCCCUCCCUCUCCCUCCCUCCCUCCCUCUCUCCCUCCCUCCCUUCCCCCUUUAUUUUUCUCCGCAAGACUUUGGCUCUGGAAGCAGCUGGUUCAAAGCAAUCGCCAUGUGAUGAGCGGCUGGGUCGUGUGUUUUUUUGUUUUGGGGGGGGGAGGGUGCAGGUUUUUGACUGCAGAGAAAUAUUAAUAAGAAUUUCCGAAACAACAGCAGCAAGAGCAACCUCCUCCCCCCCCCCACUCCCCAAACCUCCUCAAGCUGCAACAGCUUCCCCUCUCCCCCGACACCCCCCAACCCCGGCCCGCUCCACCCUGCCCCACAACCUCCCCCCCUCCCCCCGCCCCUGGCAAGCUGCAGCGAGAGGGUCGACCCCUGAAAGUUGCGCGGAGGCGAGAGCGAUGAGGCAAGAGAGAAGUUUUUUGAAACAGAAAAAUGUGAUUGCGUAAACAUCAUUGUUGGCAGGAGGACUCGGUGGAUUCAGAUAUAACUGUAGGUGCUGCUUGUAUGGAAGAGCUGAGCCACACCGUCCAGUAAACUGUCGAGAGCAGCAGUUGAUUUGCUUGGAAAUCACUUCCAGGACUGUGUUGUCAGUUGCUAUCGACUGAGUUGCCAGAACAUUGCCCUGCAAAGCUUUGGAGGGCCACUUCUUAAUGGAUUGCUGCAACCUCUUAAUUUCUCCAUUGAUCGUGUUCCCUGCAUCGUGAGAACAAUUUAGCCAGCACAAAACCUAGAAAAAUUACAUGGUGUGAACGGCAUGUCUGUGGAUGAGAAGACUGACUCCCCCAUGUAUGUGUAUGAGUCAACGGUGCACUGUACCAAUAUUCUCCUCUGCUUAAAUGACCAGCGGAAGCAGGACAUUCUCUGUGACGUGACGCUGAUCGUGGAAGGGAAGGAGUUCCGCGCCCACCGGGCUGUGCUGGCUGCCUGCAGCGAGUACUUCUUGCAGGCCUUGGUAGGGCAGACGGAAAAUGACCUGGUGGUCAGCCUGCCGGAAGAGGUCACUGUCAGGGGAUUUGGUCCAUUGUUACAAUUUGCCUACACUGCUAAGCUGUUGCUCAGCAGAGAAAAUAUCCAGGAGGUCAUCCACUGCGCUGAAUUCCUGCGCAUGCACAACCUGGAGGACUCCUGCUUCAGCUUCCUUCAGACGCAGCUGCUGAACAACGAAGAUGGCCUGUUCCUGUGCAAAAAAGACACCACCUGUCAGCGCAUGCACGAUGAGGAGAACUCGGAUGGAGACGAGGAGGAGACGAUGGAAUCGGAGACAUCAAAAAUAUCUUGCCCGAGAGAGAGGAUGCACCAAGAGCCCUUCAGUUUUGAAACCACUGUUGCUGGAGCGGACAAAGGCGAAGGGAUGCUGCCUGACUCUGACAUGCUGAGAGACAGCAAGGACAAUUUGGACAAAGAUGCAGUAACACGGUACCCCAGAUACAAGAAAUACCAGCUUGCUUGUACCAAGAAUGUCUACAACACAUCACACAUCAGUACCUCAGGUUUUGCAAGCACAUUCGGCGAAGAGAACUCUGGAAAUGGCCUCAAAUCAGGACUUGCUAUGGGGCAGAUAAAAAGCGAGCCUCAGAACGAAGAGAACGAUGAAGAAAGCAUCACACUUUGCCUGUCUGGAGAUGAACCUGACAUCAGGGAUAAAGAAGGGGAUGUUGAAAUGGACAGGAAACAGCCCAGCCCCACUUGCGUCGACAGGCCAAAAAGUGGGUCCUCUCCUUCUUGCUUGCGAUCUUUCUUCAACAGAACAAAAAGCAUAGAUUUGGUUGGCUUCCCCAGCACUUCCCAACAGCACUUUGGCAGGAGUCCAGCGUGCCCUUUUGAAAAGGGGACAACUCAGGGUGACCACAAAACUGAUUACGUCCCUUUCACGGGGAACUAUGGGCAGUCCCAUGCCAUGCAGAAAGAUGCUUCCAACUUCACGGUGGGAUCGCCGCUCAGGGGGCCCGGCUUUGAAACUCUCUGUAAGCAAGAAGGGGAACUGGACAGGAGGAGUGUUAUAUUCUCUUCGAACGCUUGUGACCAAGUAAACACUUCGGUGCAUUCAUACUCUGGUGUGAGCAGCUUGGACAAAGACCUCACUGAGACUGUGCCAAAGGGUCUGUGGGCUGGCGGUAGCCAGUCUCUCCCCAGCUCUCAGACCUAUUCGCACAGCGGACUGACAGCUGAUCACUUGCCGGGAAGGAUGCGGCCGAACACCAGCUGUCCGGUGCCAAUUAAAGUUUGCCCUCGCUCUCCUCCUUUGGAAACCAGAACCAGGACCUCCAGCUCGUGCUCUUCCUACUCCUACGCGGAGGACGGCAGCGGCGGCUCUCCCUGCAGCCUUCGCCUUUGCGAGCUCUCCUCUUCCCCUUGCUCCCAAGGCCCCCGAUUCCUGGCUCCCGAGCACCAGGAGCCCGGCGUGGUGGGGGAUGGAUUGUACAACCCGGUCCGAGCCCAGAUUAAAUGUGAGCCAUCCUAUGGAACAAACUCCAGCGAUGAGUCUGGGUCAUUCUCAGAAGCAGACAGUGAAUCAUGUCCUGUGCAAGACAGAGGGCAUGAGGUGAAACUUCCUUUUCCUGUUGAUCAAAUCACAGAUCUUCCAAGGAAUGAUUUCCAGAUGAUGAUCAAGAUGCACAAGCUAACCUCAGAGCAGCUCGAGUUCAUCCACGACGUCCGCCGGCGCAGCAAGAACCGAAUCGCAGCUCAGCGCUGCCGCAAGAGGAAACUGGACUGCAUUCAGAACCUAGAAUGUGAAAUCCGCAAGUUGGUGUGUGAGAAAGAGAAACUGCUCUCAGAAAGGAACCAGCUGAAAGCAAGCAUGGGAGAGUUGUUAGACAACUUCUCAUGUCUUUCCCAAGAAGUGUGUAGAGACAUGCAGAGCCCGGAACAGAUCCAAGCUCUCCACCGAUACUGCCCUGUUCUCAGACCCAUGGAUCUCCAGCCGGCCACCACCCUCAGCCCAUCCCCCGCUGGCGUGGAGCAGAGCCUGGUGAGCUCGCAGUGCGUGGGGGAGAGCAUGCAGUGCUGCUCGGAGCAGGGCUCGGUGCCGCUGGCAGCGCCCUGGCUGCCCAACAACAUCGCGGAGAAUUGUUCGGCCGGCGGCGGGUUGGACGGAGCCGACACAGGGGAAAGUAUGUUUCACUCUGUAGAGAAAAAAGUAGUUGACAACUGGAUCGGUUCAUCACACGUUCCACGAAGUAAAGCAAACGGAGAUCACACCAAUACAGUUGGGCGGGGGAGGGGGCUCUUUCUCCAGCCCUGCUCUGCGUCCUUUACUCAUGGAAGCGUCUGCUGCUCCGGCUAGUGCCCAGAGCCUCACCUCAGCUGUCCUCAGACAUUACCUGUUCUCCUCACCAGACCCCAGGUGCCGAGGUGGGUCUGGUGAACUCAGUGAUCCUGCCCGAGUAGGUGGAGUUGCAGGAUCCAGACCCCUAGUUGUUGGUUUCCUUGCAGAAGUCAAGUUAGCGCUGUAUCCUCUUGAGAGCAAAACCUGCGUCUGCCAACACCCGAUUCGGCCGCUUGCCCAUCAAAUUGUUGUGUUCCAGGAUCCUCUCGGCACAAACCGCAGCUAAAAGAGCGCUGUCUCGAAGGAGGCUACUCAGUGAGUUGGCUUAGUUGUAACUGCAUUGGAUUUGCAUCUUCAGCAAUGUUGACUCGUGUUAUGACUGUGUGAGACAGCAGCUUUCCAAGCAUAACAUCUGUAUGUACAGUGUAGACAGGAAAAAGAAAAACAAACAAACAUCCUCCUAAUGCUUUUUUAAUUAUUAUUAUUAUUAUUAAUUAUUAUUAUUAUUAUUCUAAGUGUACUGAGUUUUUAUUUUGUGGUUCUUUGCCCUCCGUUGUGCCAGGUUGCGUGGCUUUAUCGAUGACAACUGUCAUGUGCUUUACUGGCUGAUAUUGUCUGUUCUCGCUGAAAAGAAAACAAAAAUGACCAGCUGUUCACACCUAUUUAAAAACAAAACUAAACACAAAACAAAGGCGUGGGGAAGCAGCUUCUCAGAAGCACUAACUGAUAAUGUGGUCUUCUGGGCUAACGUUUACACUAGAGGUGUGCGCUGGUGUUUUUGAGGCACUCAGUAGAUCAGCAUCUCUUGACCCAGGAGGAGGAAUCAGCUCCCUCUCUCCCACUUCUUCCAUCUGUGCUCAUGGACCGUCACCCACUCACCACAAAGUCUUGCUUUUAUCCUCUUCACACCCAAACCCUUGUAGCCAAGCUACCGAGGAGGAGAUGCAUAUAGCAUGUGCCAUGUUUGUUGAAAGUACCUUUUUUUCCCCUGCCCCCCUCCCCCAGCAUGUACAAAGGAAAACUAGUAUAUAAUGUAGGAGAAUAUUUAUGUUUAAGUAUUAAUCAUUACUGUACAAAAUCCUUACCUUUAAAUGUUCAAAACCGUACAAAUGCCAUAAACUCCUAGUUCACACGGUUGAAAGAGGGGGAGGAGUCAUCCUUUCUUUUUAAAAAGCUUAACCUAAAAAUACCUGAACCCUCUCCCAGCCAUCUUUUGGCAGGUAACUGACUGACUGAGAAGUUCUUUGGCGGGAGGGAGGGGAAUUGAUUUUCCUUUGGAUUCGUUGACGUUGCAAAGCAGUUCUGUGCUUCGCAGAGAAGUUUUGUUUCUAUGAGACCAUGGUGAAAGCUAGAGUUUAAAACUAAAUGUGAAUCACAUUAUA